UUUUUCUCCUGAUGGUGUCUCAUUUGAAAACUUUUGUACUCACGAGAUACUCGUGGGCACUUUCUCCCUUUUCUACACCAAAAUCACAUAAAAUGAAUUAAAACGAAAGAAUUCUGUGAUAUAUAUGUAAAACAUCUUAUUAAAAUUCAACAGCAACCAAACUUCUUUUCCUAGAUAGAAAAAGGAAGUCCCGGGAAAAGAUAAUGGAAGUAGUUAGCCAGAAUGAUCAAGAAAAUCAAGCUAUAAUCUGGCAACAAAUUUAUGGUUUUUCGGAAUCUUUAAUUCUCAAAUGUGCAGUUCAACUAGAGAUUGCUGAAACUAUUCAUCACCAUGGAACACCAAUGUCUAUAUCUGAAUUAGCUGCUAAGCUUCCCAUUGAUCAACCCGUUAAUAUGGACCGUUUGUACCGUGUCAUGCGUUAUUUAGUUCACAUGAAACUCUUCAACAAGGAAGAAAUCAUCUAUACACAUAAUGGUGGAACCGUCGAGAAAUACUCCUUAGCUCCACCGGCGAAAUACCUAAUAAGAGGGUCUGAAAGAUCAAUGGUUCCUUCAAUUUUAGGUACAAUUCAUAAGGAUUUGCUUGCUGCAUGGGACAUUUUAAAAGACAGUUUAACUGGUAAUUGUAACGUUUUUGAGAAAGCGUUGGGAAGGAACAUUUCGGUUUAUUAUAGUGAAAAUCUUGAAAUGAAUAAAAUUUCCAAUGAAGCAAUGGCUUUUGAUAGUGGAUUAUUUACUUCUGCUUUGGUAAAUGAAUGCAAAAGUGUUUUCGGUGAUGACAUUAAAACACUAGUUGAUGUUGGUGGUGGUACUGGAACUGCAAUCAAAGCCAUCUCGAUGGCGUUCCCGAAUAUUAAAUGCACGCUCUUUGAUCUUCCUCAUGUUAUAGAUGAUUCACCUGAAACUCCAACUAUUACAAAAAUUUCAGGUGAUAUGUUCAAGUCUAUUCCUAGUGCUGAUGCCAUCUUCAUGAAGAACAUUCUUCACGAUUGGAACGAUGAUGAAUGUAUUCAAAUUCUAAAGCGAUGCAAAGACGCAGUGUCACCAGGAGGAAAACUUAUUAUCGUUGAAAUGGUAAUGGACAUGGAUUCGGUUCAUCAUCCGUAUUCAAAACUUAGACUCGCAUCUGAUAUGGAUAUGAUGGUUAGCAAUGGAGGUAAAGAGAGAACCGAAAAAGAAUGGAAGGAACUUUUUGAUCCAACAGGUUUUGCAUGUUGCAAAAUUACUCAAAUGUCAGCAGGUUUUGCAGCUCAAUCUGUAAUCGAAGUGUUUAUUGAUGAUGUAAUUGAAGAAUCGGGUUUCGCCAAAUAGGGACCAUGUUGUUGGCUCAUGGACCCUUUGCUUAGACACUGAAUAAGGCAUUUCCAUUAUAGGAAACUGCAGCUGUACAAGUAUUUUCACUACAUCUAUAACCGUGUACACACCGACACAAACAUCAUUAUCAAUA
Molecule: messenger RNA, 1446 nt
Organism: Papaver somniferum (opium poppy)
Lineage: Eukaryota; Viridiplantae; Streptophyta; Magnoliopsida; Ranunculales; Papaveraceae
Product: norreticuline-7-O-methyltransferase-like
Exons: 2
Coding region: 204-1310 (368 amino acids)
Biological process (GO): methylation
Molecular function (GO): O-methyltransferase activity; protein dimerization activity; S-adenosylmethionine-dependent methyltransferase activity
Source: RefSeq, a predicted model, not a curated record